UUUGACACAUCUAUGUUAGUCUUCGAUAUGGACACGUCGGAAUCUUCACGUUACAGAGAUUUUGUAUGGGCUACUCAAUUAAACCGUCUGAGUUUAGAGUUGGUCGGUUUAUGGCCUAAAACUGAUGGGAUCGUUAAAAGAAGACUCGGUCCUGAUUUUCGUGCGGGUUUCGCUUUCAUUAUGAUAACGUUUGUUUCUGGUAUUCCUAUGAUACAUGCGCUUAUGCGAGUUUGGGGCGACAUGACGUUAAUGAUAGAGAAUUUGCGAAUUACAUUACCUACGGCGAUCAAUUUAUUAAAACUUGUUGUCAUGCGGUGGAAACAAUCAGUUCUUUUAUCGAUCCUAAACAUGAUUAAAGAAGAUUGGAUGACGUUGAAUGUAGACACAGAAAGAGAUACAAUAGUGAAACGUAUGCGGAUCGUUCGAAUGAUCGUAAUUUCUGCAUAUGUUUUGAUGACAGUCACGUUUAUUGCGAUGAUCAGUUUCUCUUUCUUCGGCCUGUCAUUCAGACAUCUAACAAAUCUCACGGAUGGAAACAAACCAUUUCUUCUGCAGGCAUAUUAUUUCUACGACACAGAUAAGAGUCCUCUAUUCGAGUUUACAUACUUUACUCAAAUCCUAGCGCUAUUUCAAAUGGUGGUAAUUUACGUAUCGGUAGAUUCUUUUUUCGGAUUCGUAAUCUGUCAUAUCUGCGGUCAAUUAGAAAACUUUAGAUGCCAAUUAGACAAUUUGGUCGCAGGCAAAGAAUUUAACAAAGCUUUGGGUGACAACGUCAUGACUCAUUUACGACUUAUCAGGUAUGUCGAUCAAAUCGAAGAUAUAUUCACAUCAAUUCUGCUAGGAUCGCUAAUAUAUUUCGCCAUUGUAUUUUGUCUAGCCGGAUUUAUGUUUGUUGUUGUUAUUAGUAACGAGAAGAUAAAUGCUGCAAGUUUUUCACGAUUAUAUUACUCGAUAGCUGCUAUAAUUAUUCUUUUUUCGCAAAUGUUUUUUUAUUGUUAUGCAGGAGAGCUACUAACAGAACAAUGUGAAGCAAAUUACCGUGCUGUAUACAAUCUUGAUUGGUACAAAUGGGAGCCAAAACAAAUGAGAAAUCUUGUUAUAUUAAUGAUACGAAUUCAAAAACCUUUUCGUAUCACUGCAGGCAAAAUUGUUCCACUGACAAUGACCACUUUUUGCAGCCUAAUAAAAACAUCGGUUGGUUAUGUAUCGUUUUUAUUGACAAUACAGAAUUAA
Nylanderia fulva is the source of this 1233-nucleotide messenger RNA. Its product is annotated as odorant receptor 10-like. Gene Ontology annotation, cellular component: plasma membrane. Gene Ontology annotation, biological process: sensory perception of smell; detection of chemical stimulus involved in sensory perception of smell. Lineage: Eukaryota; Metazoa; Arthropoda; Insecta; Hymenoptera; Formicidae. The record is from RefSeq and is a predicted model, not a curated record. Gene Ontology annotation, molecular function: odorant binding; olfactory receptor activity.